This is a messenger RNA of Acromyrmex echinatior (Panamanian leafcutter ant), 6115 nucleotides long. RefSeq names its product ADP ribosylation factor guanine nucleotide exchange factor Sec71 (gene Sec71). The record is from RefSeq and is a predicted model, not a curated record. Gene Ontology annotation, molecular function: guanyl-nucleotide exchange factor activity. Gene Ontology annotation, biological process: regulation of ARF protein signal transduction. Lineage: Eukaryota; Metazoa; Arthropoda; Insecta; Hymenoptera; Formicidae.
GGCUUAUGAGGUUAGGUGUUAUACUUAUGCGCCACCUGCUGUUCAACUGCGGAGUUUUUUCUGGAAAAUCACAGUGAUUUUACAUGAUUGGAAUCACCUAUUAUUAUUCUUACACCAUAUCCUCGAGUUUGAUCCGGUUUGAUCUCCUUGUUUUUACUCCGUGAGGUAGUCCUACACAUAACUGCAUAACCUAUGCUUGUAUUUUAACCCGUCAAUUGCGUCAGUUUCCCGACCAUGGUUGUCUUGAUCUAUUGAAUCUUGUUUGAAAAGUGCUGACGGGCGAUGUCAUAAGCCACGUAAUAUUUUCGAAUUCUAGAGGAGGCCGCGAUUCGCGGUGCUGUUCUUAAGGAGCUGUUCAGGAAAAGAAAUUGAUGUCAUUUCUGUCACUUAGAUUCGCAAGAAAGGAUUGCAUAGUAAUAGAGGAGGUGGCGAAAGAUGUUGGUCAGCAGCCAGCCGUGCACUCUAGUCACAUAUGUUGUCAUUCGCUAACUUGCUCCAAUGUUGACGCAUUGAGGGACAAGCAUUGAACGAACGUGGAUCUCGAGCUGCCGCGUGGGGAGUAGGGUGAUGAUGCAAAAUAACUCCAAGACUAGAGAGAUGUUUAUCGUCCGAGCUUUGGAAAAAAUAUUGGCUGAUCGAGAUGUCAAAAGAUCACACCUCUCGCAGCUCAGGAAGUCCUGCGAGUCUGCGCUUGAGGAUCUCCGCAAUGAGAUCAAAGACGUACCAGCUGUACAGGGUGAAGAGGUAACCUCAAAUGCCCUUCCACAACCCAAGAGUGACUCAAAUGUUAUUACAGCCGAGAAGUACUUCCUGCCGUUUGAGUUAGCAUGCCAGAGCAAGUCACCACGUAUCGUGGUGACAGCACUAGACUGUCUGCAGAAAUUAAUAGCAUAUGGCCAUCUUACUGGCAAUGUGCCCGAUUCGACGGAGCCUAAUAAGCUACUGAUUGUACGCAUUGUCGAGACAAUUUGUGGCUGCUUUACUGGUCCACAAACUGACGAAGGUGUACAGCUGCAGAUUAUUAAAGCUCUGCUGACUGUGAUGACAAGCCAGCAUGUGGAGGUGCAUGAGGGUACAGUACUGUUGACAAUUCGUACGGUUUACAAUGUUUAUUUGGCAUCACGUAACCUGGUGAAUCAGACAACAGCACGUGCAACUCUUACGCAGAUGAUUAAUGUGAUCUUUGCGCGAAUGGAGACUCAGGCAGAGGAAGAUAAUAUAAGAAUCGAUGGAGAGCAUCAGCAGGAAACUGAAACCGAGUUAAAUUCAGAGAAUGUUCCUGGUAAUGAUUCUGUUGAUCUCCAAAUAAUUGUCAGAGGUAUCCUUGAUGAUGUAGUGAAAUCCGUGGUGCCAUUGGAAGAGGAAGUCAAUCUGGAAAAUGGCAGUCCUGAAGACAAUGGUGACGAGGCAGUUGCUGAAAAUGACAAUAUGGUUACUGCUAAAUUUACUCAUGUGCUGCAAAAGGAUGCAUUUCUGGUGUUUCGUGCUCUCUGCAAGCUCUCUAUGAAACCGCUGCCAGAUGGCACGCCUGAUCCAAAAUCGCAUGAGCUCCGUUCCAAGAUCUUGUCGCUUCAGUUGCUUCUGGGAAUCCUGCAGAAUGCCGGUCCGGUAUUACGUUCCAACGAGAUGUUCGUUAUCGCCAUUAAGCAGUAUUUGUGUGUUGCACUGUCAAAGAAUGGUGUGUCUUCAGUGCCAGAGGUGUUUGAACUAUCAUUGGCAUUAUUCUUGGCGUUGCUUGCACGCUUCAAGAUGCACCUGAAGAUGCAGAUCGAGGUAUUUUUUAAGGAGAUCUUUAUGAACAUUCUCGAGACUUCUAGCAGCUCCUUUGAGCAUAAAUGGAUGGUCAUACAUGCACUUACGAGGAUCUGUGCAGACGCUCAGAGCGUCUCGGCAGCGAAUCUCUUUGAGAGACUUGUCAAUGAUCUUUCUAAGAUUGCUCAGGGUCGUCAGGCUUUAGAGUUAGGUGCGUCACCAAAUCAGGAGAAGUCUAUGCGUAUCCGUGGUCUCGAAUGCCUUGUAUCUAUUCUGAAGUGCAUGGUGGAGUGGAGUCGAGAUCUCUACGUGAAUCCCAGUGUACCGGCGGACCAACAACCAUUGUCAGAUCUACCAGAUACGGCGCCAGAAAUCCCAUUGCCACGUUAUGGCAGCGCCGGCAGCCUCUCAUCUGCCAAUUCUAGUUUAAUCGGUAAUAAAGAGGUACCGGAUUCGCCGGAGCAGUAUGAAGUGCAGAAACAACAGAAAGAAGUAUGGGAGACUGGUAUCGAGAUCUUUAGCCGAAAGCCUGGCAAGGGCGUGCAGUAUUUGCAGGAACAAGGAUUGCUUGGUACUUCGCAGGAGGAUGUAGCCAGGUGGCUGCACCUGGACGAGCGGCUCGAUAAAACCGCCAUUGGGGAUUUUUUGGGUGACCAUAAUCAUAAUCAAGUAAUGUACCAUUAUAUUGACCAAAUGAAUUUUGCCGAUCGCGAUCUAGUAACCGCGCUCAGGUAUUUCCUGGAAGGCUUUCGGCUACCUGGCGAGGCACAGAAGAUCGACCGAUUGAUGGAAAAGUUUGCUAGUCGCUAUUGCGAGUGUAAUCCUAAUAACGGCCUUUUUACGAGUGCGGAUACAGCCUAUAUUCUAGGUUUUUCAAUCAUAAUGCUGACCACCGAUUUACACUCGCCGCAGGUUAAGAAUAAAAUGACCAAAGAACAAUACAUUAGGCUUAAUCGGCGCAACAGUGACAAUGAGGAUCUUCCUGAGGAAUAUCUGUCUAGGAUCUACGAUGAAAUUGCCGGCAACGAGAUUAAGAUGAAGUCGAAUCCUAAUAAUAGCCGACUUGCUGGAAAACAACUUAUUUCUAGUGAGAAGAAGCGACGGUUGUUAUGGAACAUGGAAAUGGAAGUAAUUUCUACGGCGGCGAAAAAUUUGAUGGAAUCUGUCAGUCAUGUUCAGGCACCGUUUACUACAGCGAAACAUUUGGAACACGUGCGGCCAAUGUUCAAAAUGGCCUGGACGCCAUUUCUCGCGGCCUUCAGUGUUGGACUUCAAGACUGUGACGAUCCAGAGAUUGCGUCGCUCUGCUUAGAUGGUAUCAGAUGUGCCAUUCGCAUCGCCUGCAUCUUUCACAUGAGCCUCGAACGCGAUGCCUAUGUACAAGCUUUAGCGAGAUUUACUUUGUUGACGGCCAACUCCCCCAUUACCGAAAUGAAAGCGAAGAACAUCGAUACUAUCAAGACUCUUAUCACAGUAGCUCACACCGAUGGCAACUAUCUAGGCAGUUCAUGGCUCGAUGUCGUCAAAUGUAUCUCCCAGCUAGAAUUGGCACAGUUGAUAGGCACUGGAGUACGGCCACAAUUGCUGGGUCCACCGUCAAAACCGCACUUCCCCUCGCCAUUAGCAAAUUUCAGCAGUCUCGCGCACUCUGCCAAUUCGCACCAAACCAAUAAUCUCAAUCUGAGCUCAUUGGAUCCUAGCGUGAAGGAGUCCAUUGGCGAAACUAGUUCCUCGACGAGACUCGAUGGUGAUGCUAUUGUCGAGUUCGUCAAGGCUCUCUGUCAGGUAUCCCUUGAGGAGUUAGCACAUCCCACGCAACCGCGCAUGUUUUCUCUUACGAAGAUCGUUGAAAUCUCAUACUACAACAUGGGUCGUAUUAGGUUGCAGUGGUCUAGAAUCUGGCAAGUCCUCGGUGAUCAUUUCGACAGGGUGGGAUGCAGUCCUCGACAGGAUAUCGCGUUUUUUGCGGUAGAUUCUCUGAGACAACUAGCUACUAAGUUUAUCGAAAAGGGCGAGUUUGCCAAUUUCAGAUUCCAAAAAGAUUUUCUUAGGCCAUUUGAACACAUCAUGAAGAAAAAUAGGUCGCCUGUGAUUAGAGAUAUGGUUGUGAGAUGCGUAGCGCAGAUUGUUCACUCGCAAGCACCGAAUAUCAGGUCCGGUUGGAAGAACAUUUUCAGUGUUUUUCACCAUGCGGCCAGCGAUCGUGAUGAAUCUGUGGUCGAGUUGGCUUUUUCCAUGACCGGCAAGAUUAUUAAUGAGUUAUAUGCAGAAGACUUCAGUAUUAUGGUGGACUCUUUCCAAGACGCCGUUAAAUGUUUGAGCGAAUUUGCGUGCAACGCGUUUUUUCCGGACACUAGCAUGGAAGCUAUUCGGCUAAUACGUUCCUGUGCUUCUUAUAUUGAUGCAAAUCCCAAUUUAUUUGCCGAGGGUAUGAUGGAUGAAAGCGGGAUAGUCUCUGAGGAAGAUCGAGCUUGGGUGAGAGGAUGGUUCCCACUACUGUUUGAAUUAUCCUGCGUUGUGAGCAGAUGUAAGUUGGAUGUCAGGACACGCGCGCUGACAGUAUUAUUUGAUGUCGUCAAAACUCAUGGUGCAUCCUUUAAGCCUCAUUGGUGGAAGGACCUCUUUCAAGUUCUUUUUAGGAUCUUUGAUAAUAUGAAGUUGCCCGAACAGCAUACCGAAAAAGCUGAAUGGAUGACAACAACGUGCAAUCACGCACUGUAUGCCAUUGUGGAUGUGUUUUCACAGUUUUACGAUAUCCUGGGUCCUUUGUUGCUAGAACAGCUCUAUUUUCAGCUUCUCUGGUGCGGAUCGGGCACCAACUGCUUGGAAAAUCUGGUCAUUAGUAACGGCAUCAAAUUUGAUGAGCAGACUUGGCAGAAAACUUGUCAAUGUGUCUUAGACAUUUUCGAAAGCACUCUACCGUCUGCGUUGCUCACAUGGAAACCGCAUUCACCAAACAAAGAAUCGGAUCUCGACGUGAUUACCGGCGAAUCCGAUGGUUUUCAUGUUGGUAUUUUGAAGAGGAGCAACAGCGCGCAAAGCUUGAAUACUGAGAUCUUGCCGAAGGCAAAGCUUUUCUCCGCGUUGCAAAUUAAGUGUGUAGUCCAGCUUGAGUUAAUACAAACUAUCGACAACAUUGUUUUUUAUCCGGCGACAUCGCGCAAGGAGGAUCAGGAGAAUUUAGCGCUCGCGCAAGCCGACAUGUUGAACGGCAAAUCAUCAGAGCUUGUAAAGGCUGGCGCUGAUCAGCAGAAGGAGGAGCAAGGCAUGUACUGCGCUCUGACAACCAAUCAUCUCCUGCAGUUAGUAGAAUGCCUUCUACGAUCGCAUCGCUUCGCUAAGAGUUUCAAUUCGAAUCACGAGCAACGCAACGUAUUGUGGAAGGCCAGUUUUCGUGGCAACAUGAAACCGAAUCUGUUGAAGCAGGAGACGCAAUCGCUUGCUUGUGCACUGCGUAUUCUCUUUAAGAUGUACAGUGAUGAGGCGCAUCGCACAGAUUGGUCUAAGAUUGAGGCGCGACUGGUUGAGGUAGCAUGCGAAGCUCUGGAGUAUUUCCUGGCGCUCGCCAACGAGGCUCACCGAGAUGCCUGGACCCCGAUUUUGCUACUGCUGCUCACCCGAAUCAUCAAGAUGAACGAUCAUCGCUUCGCGAUUCAUGCCUCCACCUGCUAUCCCUGUCUCUGCGAGGUUAUGUGUUUCGAUCUCAAGCCCGAGCUCAGAUCGAUACUGCGCAGAUUUUUCCUCAGGAUCGGGCCAGUCUUCAGAAUUACACAACAGUAGUGAUGGAUUACAGGACAGGUAUUCAGGAUCGUCUCGAAUAGAGUCGACUGAUUGGCCGUAACAUCGCUCGCAAAAGAGACGAUAUUGCAUACUCAUCUCUACGGCGCGGGCGAUAGGAUUGUAAUUAAAUGUAAAGCGCGGUUAGAUACUUUAACUCGUGUUGAAUUAUUUAUGUACGAUUCAACGACUUUCACAUAUAUUUGUAUACGGCAUUUCGAACUUUCUUAACAUGUCUUUUUCAUGUAGCAUUGCACAUAACGCUAAAUGUGAUUCGGAUUUUAUCAUGUCUAUUUAAUGUACAUACAUAUUCGUAAUAUAUUAAUUGCAUUAAAUUGAGCACAUAAUGAUUGUGACGUUAUUAAUCAAUAAAACUUGUAAUAUAAUUGAAUGUUUUUAUUCAUUAUUAUUUUAUUUAUAUUAAUAAAUCAUUAAUAAUUAAUAUUGAUACUCUCACAUCCCACAUUUAGCGCUAAAUAUGCGAAUGCACAUUAUUACACACCUUCACAAAACGUUUGUCGCAAAAAUCGUUGGAUCGUAUAUGAACGAUUUAAUAUCACAUGUACACAUGCGUCUAUGUAAUAUA